AGCAGGUUCUCGUUCAUGUCAACCAACAUGUUCCCCCCAACUGUUACCCGAAGAUACGAGAAAGAUGGAGAACAAGAUAAGCUCAAUGGACAAGCUUCUUUAAUAGUGCUUGACAUGUCCUCUUUCUCGUCUGUUUCUUGGUCCUGCUCUUUUCCACUUGUAUCUAUAUUUUGGUUUUGUCAUGGAAAAGGCAGUAGAGUCCGAUAUCUCCUUUGGAGCUGGAAAUAGCUCUUCAUCGUCAACCGAGAAGAACCCACAUGUCUCAGCUCAAGAUGACCACCGACGAGCAGAUGUCGAGCAUUGCGUGGGCAAUUUCGAUGAAGUUCUCGAGGUCAGACAGGGCUUGAAACAACGACACAUUCAGAUGAUUGCACUUGCUGGGACUAUCGGGACGGGUCUUUUUCUCGGCUCUGGAAAAGCUAUUGCACGAAGCGGUCCUCUAGGUGCUUUCCUUGGAUACUCGGUUCGUGAAAGCCUUUUACAAUUCUGUUGUUGAUUUUUUUCUUUUCAAAAGAUACACAGAACUUUCAGGCCUCUACUCUAUCUCUGCCAUCAUACUAAUGAGUCAAAAGGUGGUUGGUCUUGCUGUGGCAACCGUUAUUUUCGCCUGCGGAGAAAUGGGGGCACUAGUCCCUCUGAACGGUGGAAUUGUUCGAUACGCAGAGCACUUCUUCGAUCCUGCAUUAGCGUUCGCAGACGGUUGGAAUCUAGUAUAUUCAUACAUGAUGUCAAUUCCUGCCGAAAUUGUAGCAGCCGCGGUCUUAAUUGAGUUUUGGAUCACAAUCAAUAAUGCCAUCUGGAUCACUGUGUUCGCCAUUCUCAUGCUUCUCACUGCACUGCUCUUUGUAAGAGUUUAUGGAGAACUGGAAUUCGGCUUUUCGAUGCUGAAAAUCAUGCUCAUUGUUGGCAUAAACAUUAUGGCGCUGGUCAUCACCUGUGGAGGUGGCCCAAACCACGAGUCUAUCGGCUUCAGAUAUUGGAAGAAUCCAGGACCUUUUGUUCAAUACUUGGGUGUUGGUGGAUCUCUAGGACGCUUCAUGGGAUUCUGGACGACACUUAACAAUGCCCUAUACGCUUAUUCUGGCAUUGAGAAUAUCACUUUGGCCGCUGCUGAGACUCAGAAUCCAAGAAGAGCAAUCCCUCAAGCAGCGAGACGAAUCUUUGUUCGGAUUUUGAUUUUUUACAUCUUGAGCAUAUUCAUGGUCGGAUUGGUAUGUAAAUCCUCAUAUACCUUUUCUCUUCAGGCUUCUUUUCAUCUACUAAUUCUUGCAGAUGGUUCCUUCCGAUAAUCCCAACCUUCUUCGUUCAACCGGUACAGCUGCUCAAAGUCCAUUCGUCAUUGCCGCCUCCUUAGCUGGCAUCAAAGUUGUCCCAUCAAUAAUCAAUGCCGUAAUCCUUACCUCUGCCUGGUCCUCUGGAAACUCGAGCUUACUUGGCGGCUCGCGUGUAUUAUUCGGGAUGGCAGUCAACGGCCACGCACCACAAUUCUUCAAGAAAAUGAAUCGUUUCGGUAUCGCAUACAUGUGUGUUGGUCUUUACGGACUCUUCAUGGGAUUAGGAUACAUGACGCUUUCCACAUCUGCCAGCACCGUCUUCACUUGGCUACAAGAAAUCGUAUCGAUAUCUACCCUCGUGAAUUGGAUAUCCAUAAUCAUCGUCUACCUACGUUUCUACUACGGCUGCAAAGCUCAAGGGAUUGAUCGUCAUACUGAGCUUCCAUGGGCGUCACCUCUCCAACCUUAUGCUUCUUGGGCCUCUCUCAUAUUGUUCAUCCUCCUUCUUUUCACGGGUGGUUACAGCACAUUUAUUCAUAACCAUUGGGAUACCGAAACUUUCGUUUCUUCAUAUAUUAAUAUCCCGAUCAUCAUCGUUCUCUACUUUGGCUAUAAGUGGUACAAGAAUACCAGUAUUGUCCCGUUGAAGGAGAUCCCCAUUCGUGGGUUCCUUCAUGUGUGGCAUAACAACCCAGAACCACCACCAACUCCUGAGAAGGGAUGGCAGAAGUUGAAUAUCAUGUGGUCGUGA
This is a messenger RNA of Hymenoscyphus albidus, 2025 nucleotides long. Lineage: Eukaryota; Fungi; Ascomycota; Leotiomycetes; Helotiales; Helotiaceae. The record is from the annotation of a GenBank genome assembly.